This is a messenger RNA of Amborella trichopoda, 3550 nucleotides long. Its product is annotated as CRS1 / YhbY (CRM) domain-containing protein. Lineage: Eukaryota; Viridiplantae; Streptophyta; Magnoliopsida; Amborellales; Amborellaceae. The record is from RefSeq and is a predicted model, not a curated record. Gene Ontology annotation, molecular function: mRNA binding. Gene Ontology annotation, biological process: RNA splicing, via transesterification reactions.
CUCGGACCCAACCUGAUUCCGACUUGAAUCUAGAGUUUUAGACCUGGAACCAACCUAUCUUGUCCAAAUCUUGAAUCCAGACCUAGAUAGCCCUUGCCACCCCGAUCGCAAUUUAAUUACUUGCCACCGCAAAGGGAACAAACUAUCCAUCCUUCUCAUCAGCUGCCUGGCUUAUCCGUUGCUGAUACACUCACCGUUUUCUCCUGGAAAACUGUUGUUACAGAGAGCCAUCAUCUGCUGCACUUCUCUCUCUAUAGUAUUCUCUCUAAGUACAGCAAAAUCCUUAGCAAACCAAUGCUGUAAAGAAACCCCUAACUCACAGAUGGCUCUCUCUCCUCUGAGAUUCACAGACAUUCCCUUCCCUUUCUCCCUCUACACCCGCACUCCCCCAAUAAGAAGAACCCUUUCUACCUUCUCCAUCUUCAGUGCUUCAUCAACCACCCGAAACCCUAAAAAUCCUCCAAUUCAGAGCAGAACCAGUUCCAAUCCUAAUCCUAAGCCUUUUCCGAAGAACCCACCUUCUUCAUGGCUCAACAAAUGGACCCAAAGCGAUCCAAGCUCUAACCCUAAUUCUCGAACAAGUAGCGAAGAAGACAGGGUUCAGUACUUUGACGGAGAUAAAGGACGGAGUGCUAUCCAUCGAAUAGUGGAUCGCCUUAGAAAUCUAGGCUUAAGCGACGGAGAUGGAGAUGAUGACUCAAAGGAUUUGCCUUGGGGCUCCAGAGAAAAAGGGAAUUUGGAUGAUAAGGAUUUAGGGUUUCUUCUUCAGAAGACAUGGGAAAGGCCUGACCAAGUUGUUAAUGGGGAUAGAAUUUCAGAUGCUCUUUUGCCAUGGGAGAGGAGUGAGGAGGGAGAAUAUGAGACCAAGAAAGAGAAGAGUAGGCGAAUAAAGGCACCCACUUUAGCUGAAUUGACUAUUGAGGAUUCAGAGCUUAGGAGGUUGAGGAAGCUUGGUAUUACUCUUAGAGAGAGAAUCAAUGUUCCAAAAGCUGGAGUUACACAGGCUGUUUUGGAGAAGAUACACAUGGCUUGGAGGAAGUCUGAGCUUGUGAGGCUGAAGUUUCAUGAGACACUUGUUCAUGAUAUGAAGACAGCUCAUGAGAUUGUGGAGCGUCGAACAGGAGGACUGGUUAUAUGGAUGUCAGGAAGUGUCAUGGUUGUUUAUAGGGGAAGUACCUACGGGCAGCAGCCUUCUUCAAGGCCUAAUACUUCUGAGGAAGAAGUCAUAGCUACCAACCUGGUACAUGAAGGGGAUACAUUAUUUGUACCAGAUGUUGCUCAUUCCGAGAAAAUUCCUGAGUCAGCCAGGAAAAACUCUAUAAUAACAGCUGAAAAACCAUCCCUGUUUAGUGUUGACGAGGUUCCAACUUUGACAGAAGAAGAGAAAGAAUACAACAGUAUACUAGAUGGUUUAGGUCCUCGCUUUGUGGAGUGGUGGGGUACUGGGUUUCUUCCUGUUGAUGCUGAUUUACUACCUCAGAAAGUUCCUGGUUAUAAACCACCAUUUAGACUUUUACCAAUUGGAAUGAGAUCAAGGCUAACCAAUGCAGAGAUGACCAAUCUGAGGAAGUUCGCAAGGAAACUCCCUUCUCAUUUUGCUCUUGGGAGAAAUAGGAAUCAUCAAGGUAUGGCUGCUGCUAUAAUUAAGCUUUGGGAAAGAAGCUUGAUAGUGAAGAUAGCUGUGAAGAGAGGAAUUCAAAAUACAAACAACAAAUUAAUGGCUGAGGAACUGAAGAAGCUAACGGGAGGUAUCUUAUUGCUCCGUAACAAAUACUACAUUGUCAUAUAUCGGGGAAAAGAUUUUCUUCCACCGAGUGUCGCUUCUGCCUUAGCAGAGAGACAAGCAUUGACAAAAAAUAUCCAAGAUGAAGAAGAGAGGGCAAGAAAAGGAGCCAUUGGAGCAGCUGAGGCUGAAUUAGAGAAACAGGAGGUACUUGCAGGUACCUUAGCUGAAUUUAAGGAGGCUCAGGCAAGGUGGGGAAGAGAAAUUGCCGCUGAAGAACAAGAGAAGAUGAAAGAAGAGAUUUCUAAGGCUAAGCAUGCCGGAUUGGUCCGGAGGAUCGAGCAUAAGUUUGCUGUGGCCCAAGCGAAAAAGCUAAGGGCAGAGAAGCAAUUAUCGAAGAUAGAAGCAUCAAUGGUGCCAGUUGGACCUUCAGAUGACCAAGAAACAGUAACAGAUGAGGAGCGGUAUAUGUUUCGUCGCGUUGGUUUGAGAAUGAAGGCAUAUUUACCACUAGGCAUUCGAGGUGUUUUUGAUGGUGUGAUUGAGAAUAUGCAUUUGCACUGGAAGCACCGAGAGCUAGUGAAGCUAAUUUCUAAGCAAAAGACCCUUGCAUUUGUCGAAGAAACAGCAAGGUUACUGGAAUAUGAGAGUGGUGGUAUUUUAAUAGCUAUAGAAAGAGUCCCAAAAGGCUAUGCCCUCAUAUAUUAUCGUGGGAAGAAUUAUCAAAGGCCUGUUACUAUAAGGCCAAGAAACCUUCUAACAAAGGCGAAAGCAUUAAAACGUUCAGUUGAAAUGCAACGGCAUGAGGCACUUAGUCAACACAUUCUAGAGCUGGAGAGAACCAUAGAGCAUAUGAAGUUAGAACUUCAUAAUCCUGAAAUUAAUGAGGGAAGUAGCUGGGAAUCAGAGGAGAAUGAGGGGAAUAAUGAAUAUGAUGAUGAGGAUGGAAGCCGUUGGGAGUCCGAUGGGGAGAUUGAGGGGCACUCUCAACAUGUUAAUGAGGGUGGUGAUAGUUGGGAUUCUGAGGGGGAGCUUCAGAAAGAAGGUGAAGACUCUGAUUUGGAUUCUGAUGACGCCUAGGAUGAGAACUUGGAUUGUUGGGAUUAUAGAUGGCCCAUGUUCUUUAGAUAGAGAACCAACACAAGGCAUGAGAGAGCAUGAGAAGUAACAAACAAAUUAAAGGCCGAAGAGACAGGUGAUGGAGGCUAAACAUUGGCAUGUUUCAAACAAGAAAACCUGUUAACAAUUUUGAGGUACUUUUUCCUUUGCAAUUCUAUGGAUAAAUGCGGUAUUUCCAAAACAAACCUUAUUCUUGGAUAACAGCUUUGAACCGAAGCAGCAAGAUUUAAGUUCACUGCAAAAAGUACGAUUGGUUCUGAAAAAGUGCUGUCUGCAAUUUAGAACAUUAUGAAACUGCCCUGAAACUUUUAUGAAAAUCAUAAAUCGUCUUCUGUUGCCCAAUUUUUGAAAAAUAGAAGAUCCUCUCCUUGAAUGGGUUCUUCUUUCAUUGCUAUGAUAAUAUUAAUGUACAGUAACAUAACCUUGUACCAUGUCCAUUUUAUUGCCCGAAGAAGAAUCUUCAGCCUUAAGGAUGGUUUUGUUCAGUAAUUAUCUGAUCGGUUCACAGGCAAGGAUUAUGUAUGUACAUCCAUUUGUUGCUUUGAGCUUCAUGGUUGAAAGACAACGUGAAUGUAAGGUAUUAGAUGCCUUUUUCCUUGAAUUAUGAUUUUUUUCCAGAUUAUUGAUGUAUUGUUUAAACACAUUUUAAUGAGGUUGGACAUGAAAAUAAAUAAAAGAUCCUAUUAUGGGCCAGUUUUUGGUGGUUUU